Molecule: messenger RNA, 391 nt
Organism: Ooceraea biroi (clonal raider ant)
Lineage: Eukaryota; Metazoa; Arthropoda; Insecta; Hymenoptera; Formicidae
Source: RefSeq, a predicted model, not a curated record
ACAACGCAGCUUCAACAAUCCCGAACUGAGAUAAAAAAUAUAGAAAAUGUCUUGAGCGAUGUGGAAAACAAGACUCUGUCGUGUCGCGAUCGAUACAGGUCUAUAAUGACCGCAAUAAAAAGAGAUGUCCGUAAAACGGAAAUUGAGAUGAAGAUGUUACAGGAUCAUGCAUCUAAAUUGUCUCUCCGUCGAGAAGAACUAAAAAACGAGAUACUAAAGCAAGGUCAAGACUAUCAAAGAAUGAUCGAUAAUUUUGCUAAGGAUUUCGGAAAUAAGGAAACAACAUUUUCAAGCGAUUUAGAAAAUGUAAAGCGCGACGAUUCGAGUGGUCUUCGCAAGUAAUCGAACCGCCGUGAAGCGCAUCAAAAUAAAACUUUAAGAUUUGAUAGAA